This is a messenger RNA of Durusdinium trenchii, 2343 nucleotides long. The record is from the annotation of a GenBank genome assembly. Lineage: Eukaryota; Dinophyceae; Suessiales; Symbiodiniaceae.
AUGCUACGCAGAUCCUCGGCUAGUCAGGACAAGCGUCAGUUGACUCUCGAGGACAAGUGCAACACCAUUUUGCACUCAUACGGCUCACCGUUGCAAGGUUGCCCUUGUGGGUGUAGGCCUGAAGGAUUUGCUAUGGCAAGCUUGCAGCGCCUCUCCAGCUGCUAUGGGUCAUGGGACAUUGAUGACGCUAUCGCACCCAUUGAUCCAAAUCUCAUCCUGGCUGAGUACAAGGAGCGAAUCUUGGAACAGACUCGAGCACGCAGCACGACUCCCACAAGCAUCAUUUGCUUGGACCAGCAGGACGCUCCUACAUGGUCUUGCAGGGUGUAUCACAAUUCCACCGUCAUUGACCUGCUUCGUGCUGAACGUAUGAAUCUAGAAUGGGGGCACAGAGUGCAAGCCUUCGUCGAGCAGGACACUGUUCUGGGAUUUGACUACUUGGCCUUGAUCUUCAAGCAGCACGUUUGCUUCUUCAGUUCAAAGUGCAUGGACACUGCCGAAUUGCGCUCCCGCCUCGAGGCAGCAACGGACCUCCUCAGGGUGCCGACCAAGAGCUUCAAGGAUGGUAUGAAGCAGAAAUUGAGUCUUUCAUUUUACCUCUUCGAGCUGAAGAGUCUUCCACACACCUUCUUGUGGACAGCCAGAUGGAUUGUAGACACCACAGAAACUUGGCCACAUGCAGCCCGGCAACCCAUCCAAGCUCGAUGGGAACAAGGAGGCCAGACAAGUGAUCGCCGUUUUGGCAUUCUGUGGGAGGAUUUUCAUUGGAGCGCCUUUACUUCGCUUGGGGCAGAUGGGCAUCUCUCGGUGACCCUCUUUGACACCCACAAAGAGGAAGCCACUUCCUACAUGGAUCUUUUAGUUGCUCGGGUCAGCACAGCACUCCAUUGCCAUAGAUACAACAUCCGUUUGGCUGCAGGCAUUGGUCAGAGCUUUGGUGCACAUUGCGUUGCCGUACUCAACAUCACACAGUUAGUGGACAGCACCCAGACCUUCUGUGAAGAGGAUGCCAUUCGUUUGCAUGCAGAGGUCUUGGACACGUGGAACUCCAGCACAUGUUCCACGCAGCAGACUUUGCUUUCACCUACCCUGACGUGGCAAAUGAUCGGAGAGGGGCCUGAUAUCCAAGCCCAGUUAGCCGCCCUGAUCCAUGACAAAGGUGUACCGGACGAUGCCAAAACGGCAAGAGCUCAAACCAUCCUGCAAAGGCUUGGAGUCCCUGCCGCGACUAAGAUCCUUGCGGACCGCAAUCCCUGGGCAGCUCUCAAAAGUGCAGCAAGCAAGCCUGGUAUCGCACUACGCAUCCUUUCUGACGAAGAGAAAUCGAAGUACAUCGAGAAAGAUCGAAGUGCACCAGCAUCUUCCAUCGAAGUGUUUGCCGACAAGCUCGUUCCUUCUCAGCUGGUGCUUGAUCCCAAGAUGCUCAAAGACGGCAAUGGAGACCCAGUUCCACAGCUACAGUUUGCACAAGUUGAAGCAGAUCAGCGUGGGCUGGCCAUCUGCACAUUGGGAGAAGCAGCCGCAUUUCUCCGAGCUCCGAAGUCCAUCAGUCCACAUGCUCUUGGUUUGCUGAUGCUAGAAUUAGAGCCUGCAGCUCCAGACAUCAUGACACAAUCCGGCGCGAUUAAGAUGAGGUUCCCGGCGCAAUACCUUGUCACCGGUGAGCAGGUACUGAUUUUUGGAGCGCUUUUGAGCAUAGGAGACAUCAGCAUUGAUAGAGCCACCUCUGGCUCAAUCUCCAAGCAACCGGUUUUGCCCACAGCCAUCAUCAAGUACAUCUGCUAUAGAGAUCAAUACCCGGGUAACUGGAAGCUAUUCACAGAAGCUCCGGUUCGAGAGAUUCUCAAGAUGUUUGAACCGCUCAACUACUGCGAUGGAAAGAACGGCGGUACGGCCUGUGCCAGGACACACCCUGAUGUUGACAAGACCUAUGAGGCGGUGACCUUAGAGCUUUGGGGCCGACAUUUCACUGCUGCCACUGGGGCCAAGAAGACACCACAAGAGGCCGAUCAGUUCUCCUUUCAGGUUCGUGUUCCUGCUGCAGUGGUGUUGAUUCUUGUCUCGAACAAUCCCAUCAGCCUCUACUGCGAUCCUAGAACUGAUGACUUUCGGAUUGCACAUCCUGAUUUCUGCAUCAUCUGGCUCAACAGGGCAGACUUCACACAAGUCGAGCACAUGAGCAGAACCUGUUCAUACGCCCUUUCCAUUGCCAGGCAUCGAAACAGAUAUGGCAUCCGGGUCAAGAAAGCUGAUGAGGCCAAGGCUUGGGCCGAGCUCAAGCCACAUCAACACUUUCAGGAGGCCUUCCAAUCCGACGUCCUGAUCAACCCAUCCGCGAAGUAG